GGAGUGGGCGGUGUUGGGGCCCUCUCCAAAAUGCUCCGCCUGGUUCCCGUCCGGGUCUCGUGUUCACAAAACCCCAGGACAUCCCGCCUGCUCCUGACUCCAUGAAACCACCCCCUGGCCCUGAGCACCCGGACACACUUCCUGGGCCAGCUGCUUCCAGAAAGGGGAGAUUCUGAGACAACCCGGACUGCUGGCACCCCUGCUUCCCAGCCCCCCCUCCGCCGGGAGGGGAAAAAGUCUGAAAAGCAGCCAAAAGCUGGGCUUUUUUUCUGCCGUUUCCAAGCAAAACACAUUGUGGAAAAGCCAGGUCCCACGCGGAUGAGGAGCCUGGAGCCCGAUGCCCCCUCUGCACGGUGACCAAUGUUCUGUGGUGGUGCCGGGAGACAUCUCCCAGAGGCCCACAGGAUGGAGAGCACCCAACGCCGCUAUCAGGCCAUACCAGUUGCCCUCUGCCUCCUCCUGGGCAUUGGGAUGGCAGCCCCAGAAUCAUUCCAUGUGCUGGGUCCCGCCAGCCCCAUCUCUGCCCCACUGGGGGGCACUGUGCUGCUGCCCUGCCAUCUCUCCCCCGCGCUCAGUGCCCAGGCCAUGCAGGUGAAAUGGAGCCGGCCCCAGUUGGGCCAGGACGUCCACGUCUACUGGCCGAACAGGAGCGAGGAGCAGGGCACGGGUUACCAGGGCAGGACGGAGCUCACCACCCAGGGCCUGGCCCAUGGGAACGUCUCCCUGAGGAUCCGGGAUGUCCAGCCAUCAGACGAAGGGCAGCACUUGUGCGAGGUCCAGUCACCCAGUCACUACAGCACGGCCCUGCUGGAGCUCAGCGUGACGGGCUCUGGCUCAGACCCUGUCCUGCACAUGGCUGGGCACAAGGACUGGGGGGUGUGGGUCUUGUGUCUCUCUGAGGGGUGGUACCCAGAGCCCCACGUGCUCUGGAGGAAUGGCCGUGGGGAGACCCUGAGCCCCAGGUCUGAACAGAAACUGCGCAGCGACAACGGCCUAUUCAACAUCUCCAGCUCCUUGGUGGUGACUGAGAGCUCGGACCCAGCACUGACCUGCACCAUCAAAGCCGGCUUCUCCAGCCCAGAGAGAGAGACGACUAUUCAUAUCACAGGGCUCUUCCCCAGGCAUGCCCCGGAAAUGUGGGCCUUUCUCAUCUUUCUACCAGUAUGUCUCUUCCUUGUGCCGUUGGCUGUUUAUCUCUUCCGAAAGCUCCAGGUACUCAAAGGUGAGGUGUCCAAAGAGCGCGAAUGGAGACAAUUUCUCGAUAAAGUGUCCCUGUCGGCAGCAGAGGUGACGCUGGACCAGAGCACUGCCAACCCCUUCCUGGUGCUCUCAGCAGAUGGCAGGAGUGUGACGUGUGGCAUCCUCUGGCAAGACGUCCCCAAGAGUGACCGGAGAUUCGACCCCCUCCCCUGCGUCCUGGCCUCCCAGUGCUUUGCAGCCAGGCAACACUACUGGGACGUGGAGGUGGGCCAGUGGGGAGACUGGGCCAUUGGGGCAGCCCAGAGCUCCAUGGAGAGCAUGGGGGUGUUUCAGCUGUCCCCGGAUGUGGGGGUCUGGGCCCUGCAGUGCCAGGAGGGGGAGUGGAGUGCUCUCACCUGCCCUGAGACACCGCUGCAGCUGGAGUCAGCACCCAGGAUGGUCCGGGUGCACCUGGACUGCGAGCAGGCAAGCCUGGCCUUCUACAACGCUGAGGGCAUGGUGCACAUCUUCACCUUCACUGGCUGUUCCCGGGAUCCUCUCUUCCCCUUCUUCUUGCUCUGGACUUCUGGGGCGCAGCUCACCAUACUGCCUCCAGGGCACAGAAAGACUGUGGAGAUGGACAGGACAACACGUACAGUAACACCCAAAAUGGGGAAAAGACAGGGCAGUCUUAUAGAACUUCUGAUCAUGCCAGGGCAGAGUUAAGGAUUUUUGGCUGGGAAUUCCCUUGUGUUCAAACGGGCAAAAUUAAGGGUGUUAAAUUCCUUUGUCUUCAAAGGGGCAGAGUAAAGGGUUUUUAACCAGGAAUUUCCUUGCAAAGGGACAGUGUUACGGAUGUUUUCCCAGGGAUUUCCUUGCUUUCAAAUAGCUGCUUGGUUUAAUAUACAUGGCAAUGCUGAACAGAGUUAGAUCGUGCCUGCUUUUGGCGGUUGGUGAUCCUCUGACUUUUGUAUUGUGCCUUAAAACAUCUGCCCAAAGUAGUUAUUACUGAAACGAACCUAUUUUACUGAGGGCUUAGAACUUACCUAUUUUUUAAAAGGCAUAUUUUAUUGCAGUAUUUGAACCAAUUUUGGCUACAGUCAGGGAACCAGGCACAAUCAGACUUUCCUGUGGAGAUGCAACUAUUACUCAGUAUUACCAGCCGGAAAAACUCCAAAGCUUAAAUGUUUAAACAGCAAACUUUAUUUGUAAACUUGUUUCAUUUUUCCCUGGAACCAACCUAAGUCUACAUAAAGGGUAUUUAACUUUGAAAUUAACAUUGAGAUACACAGCUCAUUCUUUCUUAGCAUGGGAAGUUCCCAUCUGAGAUCAGGGCCCCAUUGUGAUGGGCUCUGCACAGACACAUGGUGACCCAGAUCGGGGCAGAGCUGGGAACUGUCCCCAUGUUUAUUAAGUCCCAAUCCAAUGCCUUAACCGCAAGCCCAGUCAGCAUGCACAGCUGGGUGCACACGCAAUUCCCCUGAUUAUGCAGAGAACCUGAGACAUUUGUGAGGAAACUUCCUGGGCAGCUGUGAUAGCACGGGCUGGGGCUUUGGGGGGCUGAUUUUUAAUUGUCCCCCCAAAAUUGUAUAUGUUCAUAGUGGUGGUGGUGGGUGGGAGGAAGCACAAAGUGAAGGUUUGUCUACGCCUGAACAGCUUGAGUCAUGGCCCCGCCGGGGAGGCCCCCUGCCCCGUUAUCCUCAGUCUCCCCUCCUGGAAAGCAGUGGCCUCUCCCCGCAGCACCCAGCCACUGCUCCUGUCUCUCCGCAUGGGGCACAGCUGGCAGUUCACCUGGCCUCCAAACGGGGGCCUACUCUGAGUCAACAGGAAACCCACACACGGGAGUGAGGCAGCCCCAAACCAUGGCCCUGGUUGUGACGUUAUUAAUCUGAACUGGCACCAUAUAGAUCAUUGUUGCAACAAAGGUCCUGAAGUGGCACAAAAUUUUGUAUAAAGGGGGUCAAAUAAGGUGUCUAAGACAAGGUUAUGGUUUGCUGGUUACGAUUAUGCUGUCUAUAUGUAUGUAUCAUUUUUGUAUUUAAAGUUAUAAGUAUUGGCUCUAUACUGUCUGUAUUUCAAACUUAUGCUAUGCUUCUGGGGGAGACCCCAGACAAUUUGGUGUCAGCACUGCCUAGCCUGAUUGAUGGCCCAUUAAGGACCAUCAGCUGUACAAUAGACGCAUUGAGAGAAGGCACAUACUCCUUGAGACUCAGCAAGAUAUUCAGGGACCUGCCUAUGGACAGAACACUAAGGUUUUUCUAUGCCAUGUGCUGGGUAGCUUGUCUUUGGGACAAAGAAAGCAGAGACCACAUGACAAGAGACUAUAAAAAGGCUGAUGCAUCUCCUCCAUCUUGUUUUCCGUCCUGCUUCUUACUUCUGGAAGGACUUUGAUACAAACUGAAGCUCUGAACAAAGGACUGAAUGACCCAUCCCCGCUGUGGAUGUACUCCAGAGACUUGAUUUGAACCUGCAGUUUGUUCCAUAACUGGUACAAGCCUGAACCAAGAACUUUGCCAUUACUGUAUAUAAUUGAUUCCAUUUAACCAAUUCUAGCUCUCAUCUAUAUCUUUUUCCUUUUCAUAGAUUCAUAGAUAUUAAGGUCAGAAGGGACCAUUAUGAUCAUCUAGUCUGACCUCCUGCACAAUGCAGGCCACCAAAUCUCACCUCCCCCGCCCCCCCCCCAAUAAACCUCUCACCUAUGUCUGAGCUAUUGAAGACCUCAAAUCAUGGUUUAAAGACUUCAAGGUGCAGAGAAUCCUCCAGCAAGUGACCCAUGCCCCAUGCUGCAGAGGAAGGCGAAAAAACCCCAGGGCCUCUUCCAAUCUGCCCUGGAGGAAAAUUCCUUCCUGAUCCCAGAUAUGGCGAUCAGCUGAACCCUGAGCAUGUGGGCAAGAUUCACCAGCCAGAUACCAAGGAAAGGAUUCUCUGUAGUAACUCAGAUCCCACCCCAUCUAACAUUCCAUCACGGGCUAUUGGGCCUGUCAUAAAUAUAAAAGGGAAGGGUAAACACCUUUAAAAUCCCUCCUGGCCAGAGGAAAAAUCCUUUCACCUGUAAAGGGUUAAGAAGCUAGGAUAACCUCGCUGGCACCUGACCAAAAUGACCAGUGAGGAGACAAGAUACUUUCAAAGCUGGAUGGGGGGAGAAACAAAGGUUCUCUCUGUCUGUGUGAUGCUUUUGCCGGGAACAGAGCAGGAAUGGAGUCUUAGAACUUAGUAAGUAAUCUAGCUAGAUAUGUGUUAGAUUCUGUUUUGGUUAAAUGGCUGAUAAAAUAAGCUGUGCUGAAUGGAAUGUAGAUUCCUGUUUUUGUGUCUUUUUGUAACUUAAGGUUUUGCCUAGAGGGAUUCUCUGGUUUGAAUCUGAUUAUCCUGUAAGGUAUUUACCAUCCUGAUUUUACAGAGGUGAUUCUUUUACUUUUUCUUCAAUUAAAAUUCUUCUUUUAAGAA
Caretta caretta (loggerhead turtle) is the source of this 4623-nucleotide messenger RNA. RefSeq names its product butyrophilin subfamily 1 member A1. Gene Ontology annotation, cellular component: external side of plasma membrane. The record is from RefSeq and is a predicted model, not a curated record. Gene Ontology annotation, molecular function: signaling receptor binding. Lineage: Eukaryota; Metazoa; Chordata; Testudines; Cheloniidae. Gene Ontology annotation, biological process: regulation of cytokine production; T cell receptor signaling pathway.